Messenger RNA from Exophiala oligosperma, 2734 nucleotides. RefSeq lists its product as uncharacterized. The coding region runs from base 66 to 2468 and encodes 800 amino acids. NCBI's taxonomy places the organism in Eukaryota, Fungi, Ascomycota, Eurotiomycetes, Chaetothyriales, Herpotrichiellaceae. Gene Ontology annotation, biological process: proteasome-mediated ubiquitin-dependent protein catabolic process; ubiquitin recycling. Gene Ontology annotation, molecular function: ubiquitin binding. Gene Ontology annotation, cellular component: cytoplasm; nucleus. The record is from RefSeq and is a predicted model, not a curated record. The transcript has 2 exons.
ACUUUCUACACAUUCUCUCCCCAACAACUUGUUUUUCAUGCAUCUCGCCAUUACAAUACGACAGAAUGAGUGGUGGUCCGGCAGAGUUCAAACUGAGUGCGACGCUCGAGGGGCAUAAGAGUGAUGUGCGCGCUGUCCUCCUUCCGGACCCUUCAUUUGCAGUCACAGCUUCUCGCGAUGGUACAACCAAAGUGUGGAAACGAACCUCAACGAGCCCUCCUGCUUAUGAUGCGACCGAAUCCUCCCACGGCGCACAAUUCAAAACAUGCUUAGCCUACGUCCCUCCGUCAAAAGAAUUUCAAGAUGGCCUUGUGCUGUCCUCUGGGCAAGACACAAUCAUUGAAGCCAGACAGCCCACAUCGACAGCAGAAGUCAGUGCCGAUGCACUCAUGGUCGGCCAUAGUCACCAAGUGUGUUCGUUAGACGUCUGCGCCGAGGCAAAUUACUUUGUCAGCGGUAGCUGGGACAGCACCGCAAAAGUAUGGGAGAUUGGCAAAUGGGAAGCUGCGGUCGACUUACCAGGCCAUACGGCGACGGUAUGGACGGUAUUGGCGUAUGACCGGGAAACCAUCAUCACGGGUUGUGCAGACCGGGCGAUAAGAAUAUUCGAUGUGCGAGGAAAGAUGCUGGUCUCUUGGGACGGAAAGGACAUUGUUCGAGCUUUGGCGAGGCUUCCCAAAGGUCACUACACUGGCGCAGAGUUCGCCUCCGCUUCGAACGACGGCGUCAUUCGAUUAUGGACCCUAAAGGGCGACUUGAUUGCGGAAUUGUUUGGCCACGAAGCCUUCAUCUAUUCACUGGCGGUCCUACCUUCUGGCGAGAUUGUCAGCUCCGGAGAGGAUCGAUCGGUCCGGAUAUGGCAAGGCACCGAAUGUGUCCAGGUCAUCAGAAUCCCCGCCAUCUCUGUCUGGUCCGUCUCAGUCUGUCCGAAUGGUGACAUUAUAGUCGGCUCGAGUGACAAGCUGGCACGCAUAUUCAGCCGCGAUCCCUCCAGGAUAGCGGAUGCAGAAAGUUUACAAGAGUUUGAGGCAUCCCUCCAGAGCUCGAGCGUACCACAGCAGCAGAUGGGCGAGGUUAACAUGACUGACUUGCCUGGGUCAGACUUUCUGCAGCGAAAGGCAGGGACAAAAGAGGGGCAGAGUCAAAUUAUCAAAGAGGAUGACGGAAGUGCAUCUCUAUAUCAAUGGUCCAUGUCUCAGCAAACAUGGGUCAAGAUCGGCCAGGUGGUCGAUUCCGCGGCCUCAAGCGGAAAGAAGGCCUACAACGGAAAGGAGUACGACUACGUCUUUGAUAUCGACAUUGAAGAUGGCAAACCACCACUGAAACUACCCUACAACGUCACUCAGAACCCCUACGAAGCCGCCACGAAGUUCCUUCAAGACCAUGAACUACCACUAAGCUAUCUGGAGGAGACGGCCAAUUUCAUCAUCAAGAACACCCAGGGGGCUACCCUCGGACAGUCACAACCUGCUGGUGCUGAUCCCUGGGGUACUGAGUCUAGGUAUAGACCUGGAGAAGUUUCAAGCUAUCAGGCGCCUCCGGCUCCCGUCAAACAAACCUUGCCACAGAAAGAUUAUCUGCCGGUUGUUAUUGGAAAGCCUGGAGCAGCAAUGGGACAGAUCGCAAAGAAGAAUGCUGAAUACGGUGGAAGUGACGUUGCGCUCUCGCAGGGAGAUGUGCAGACGUUGACCACGGUCGCGCAACAACUCGACAAGUACAAUUUCCAAAGCAAGCCAUCCUUGUCCGCUCCAGAACUGCCGACAGCUGUGUCCUUGCUCAUGAAGGUCGGGACCCAAUGGCAACCACCUGCAAACCGACUGGCUGGUCUUGAUCUGCUACGAUUCAUCGCCGCGGCCACGAAGGAUUUCCCUGCAGCCGAUGCUGAUGGUCUCGACGCUGUCGCUGCAAUUCUGGCAAGCGGCAUCUUCGAUACUGACUUCCUGCGCACGAACAACAAGCUGGCUAUGAUUGCGCUCCGGUUCUUUUCAAAUUUGCUGUACGGUUCUCCUUCAGGACGGGAACUGGUCAAAGAACAUCUCGACAGCAUCCUUGACACUCUGAAGCCAGUGUCAGCCAUCAUUUCGACAGACGUCUCGGUUGCUGUUGCCCUCACAACUCUCUAUCUGAAUAUUGCCGUUCUCGUUACUAGCGACAAGAGCAUAGAUGGCGAGACCAAGGCCAAUUAUGGAUUGUCCCUUGUAGAAGAGUUGUCAAAGAUCCUCGAUGGGUUUCCCGCAGUCAAUCAUACCGGGUCCGCAAUUCCAGCUGCACAGUCCACCGAACCAGCAUAUCGAACGGUCGUUGCACUGGGAACGGUGGUGGUCGGGCUGGGACGAGAAGACCUGACAUCAGCAGCCAAGGACAUUUUUGACGUUCCCAAGGCCUUGUCGCAACUGAGAAGCAAGAAGUACAUGGAUGAGCCAAGAUUCAAGAAUGUGGCUGGAGAGAUUCAAGCAGUCUUGCGAUGAUUGUCAGUUUUGCACAAUCAUUGCGGAGUAACGAGUGAAAUCACCUCAUGGGCGGCUUUUUGCAACACCAACGGAUCAUCUCAAAAGAAUGCAUAGCAAUGGGGCCAUAGAUGUGAAUGUAAACAUGAUACCAUGACACAUGUGAAUAUGGUCAAGAUGGGAAGUUGCUCAAUCGAUCAAUGAUUGAGUGAUUGGUAGACCCAGCGACAGACAGACAGCUCUGGACUUGCGUGCAAGUAAACAAUGUGACAAUGCUGUACACCUCC